Messenger RNA from Cutaneotrichosporon cavernicola, 2223 nucleotides. RefSeq lists its product as uncharacterized. The transcript has 4 exons. Gene Ontology annotation, biological process: regulation of DNA-templated transcription. Lineage: Eukaryota; Fungi; Basidiomycota; Tremellomycetes; Trichosporonales; Trichosporonaceae. Gene Ontology annotation, cellular component: RNA polymerase II transcription regulator complex. The coding region runs from base 1 to 2223 and encodes 740 amino acids. The record is from RefSeq and is a predicted model, not a curated record. Gene Ontology annotation, molecular function: transcription cis-regulatory region binding; DNA-binding transcription activator activity, RNA polymerase II-specific.
AUGCCAACUUCCUCCCCAUUUCCUAAUUCCUUUCUCAUCUUCUCACACUUCAUCAUCUACUCUUUACUUACCAACUGGUUACGACCUGUUGAGCACCUCGUUACGUCGAAGAACACCACCAACGCCCCCCCCCCCCCCUCCGCGAUCGAUCGUGGACACAUUGCGGCACCUCGAACAUCAAUUUUAGAGCUGCCGUCGCCCAUAACCGGGCACCUUACCACUUACAUCGAGCCCGCUCAGAGCUCCAACCUGCUGAACAACCGCCAACCCCACCCCACCUUGACUAUGGCUUCGGCCUACGAUGAGCUUGAUUUCGAUCCAGUCCCCGACCUAGUCGGGAACCCGAGCUCCAUGCUCCAGUUCCUCGACUUUGGAGACGAGGACAGCGGAGCCGAGAGCUCGCCAAAAACUGUGUCGGACAAUCACACCCCUUCACCGCCUGGCUUUGUGCUCACCUCCCCUCCGUCGUACAACCCCAGCGAGUUCGCGUUCGACUUCGCCGAUGAGAAGAAGGCCAUGGGUGGCCCGGCGUACAUGGAGGACAUCCAGAUCAAGCAAGAGCCUGCCACAGAGAUCGCCCCCGCUCAGGCUCCCGUUCAGCCACCGCAACCGCAAAUGCUUCCGCCGCCACCGCAGGACCAAAGCCCACUUCCUGCCGCUCUUCUUCCCGCCCAGCAGCAAGAGGCGCUCCAGCAACUGCUGGCGUCAUUUAUGAACUACCAGUCCCAAUGGGGUCUAACAGACGGAACGCUCAACCCAUCGCUUCUCGCGUCAACCCCCGGGUCCAUGACCCCGACGUCUGCUUCAUUCACACCAUCGAGUGCAACCACCGCUCCCAUGAGUGCGGCAGUCCCAACACCGGUGGUUCCAACCGUCAACUUCGUGCCGCCUCAGCAGGAGGGCGAUGAGCCGCUCGUUGCAAUUACGCCUGGCGAGAUAGCAUCACCAGCCCCCAGCCGAUCGGACCGCGCUGCCUCCUCAUUCUCCACCGGUGAUGACAUUGACAGCCGCAUCGAGCAGCUCGUCCCGUUAAACUCGAUCUUCAGCGCAGGACGAGGGAAGGGCGGCAAGAAGGGUGGCGGCAUGUCCUCGGUCGUGCGCAAUGACGGCGAGGAGAUUGACGACGACGAGAGCUGGCGACCUUCUCCCGAGGAGUACAAGAAGCUCAGCAGCAAGGAGAAGCGCCAGCUUCGCAACAAGCUCAGUGCGCGCGCCUUCCGCACCCGCCGCAAGGACUACAUCGGGACGCUCGAGUCGCACAUCAAGGACCGCGACACGGUCAUUGACGCCAUUCGGUACGAGCUGAGCACGACGCGCUCGGAGAACCAGGACCUCCGACGUGAGCUGGAUGCUCUCCGAGCUAGCACACUGUCCGUCCUACACUCGCAACAAGACGCACAGCCCAUCACCCCGGCUACAUCCGAGGGCACUCCAGCGCCAGUCGCUGUUCCUGCACCUGUGGUUCAGCCCCCGGCAAUGGUGCGUCGCACUACUACGACGCCGACUGUCAACACGCGCAAGGACCUGGCGCCGUUUGCUACCGGAAACGCAUUCUGGGCUGGCAACGAGAACAUGUUUGGCGGUGGAAACAACACCGUUUGCCACACUACCCUUACUCCCGAGAUCACCCUGCCGCCCCAACCGAACCUCAACCCCAUGCUCAACGGCGGGGUUGAGCGCAGCGCCAAACAUACCUCGCUCCACACUGGCGACCGCGACAUUGAGUCUUCGUCAUUUGCAGACUGGUCGCUCGAGACGCCGUUCUCAUUCAACUCCAUGGAGAGCUACCGCAUGCAGCUCUGGAGCCGCCUUUCGCGCGCGGCCGCAAGCGACAAGGCUGGUAUCCCCCCUACUAUGCGCCCCAAGUUCUUCACCGAGACCAACGCCAAGGCAGCCGAGUCGUCCGCCCUAUCUGCCCUCGCGGUCGCGGCAACGGAGCACGUUGCGAUCAAGCUCUCAUCGUCGUUCUGGUCUGCGCUCUCUGGCUCUUCGGACAAGCUUGACGUUGACAAACUUGCUGCGGUCGUGACGGGCAAGUCGCGUCUGGCUGUCGUCCCCAACGAAAAGAACAAGUCGUUGGAGGACGACCUUGCGCGCGCGAUGGCUGGCCUCAAGGUCCAGACGGGUACCACCUCGCCCGCGGAGUCUCUUCGUACGCGCGAGCACCCUCUCAACGCCGUGGCCGGCCUGUUGUUCAAGCCUGCCAUGUCGGCGCUCGCAUAA